AUGGCGCUUGGAAGGCCCCGCAGUAGCAAGAGAUCCUCCUCUUCUUCCUAUGCUUCCACUGUUACAACCCUCAUCUUCUUAGCCUUAUGUGUUCUCGGAAUAUGGAUGCUCACCUCCAGCUCUGUUGUACCUCCGCAGACCACCACUCGAACUUCUUCCGAUACCUCCACAGCUACUACCACCAUGGACAAUCUCCAACUACCCAGAUCAGAGGAUAAGGAGGCCUCCGCGGUGUUCGAGGAUAAUCCUGGUGAUCUCCCUCUUGAUGCUAUUAAAUCCGAUGAUAGUAAUGAUAGUAAUAUUAUCGAUGACCGAUCAAAGGACAAUGCCAGUGACGAGCAGGAAUCUAGAGACCAAGACGGGGGUGGCGGAAAUGAGGCUCAAUUGUCGGAGGAGAGUGCAAUGACUCAGAACCAACAAGUGGCUGAGAGCCAAAAAGUAGUAGAGGAGAAGGUAGACUUGGGAGGGAGCCAAGAACAAAACGCUAAUUCAUCUGAUCAAAGCAAUGAAUCCACGGAGACUGUGGAAUCUGAUAAUAAUAAAUCGAAUGAAGCAUCGCUCGAGAUUAAUCCUCAAGAACAACCACAAGAACAGCUUCCGGAAGAGCCUGAAAACAAUGGUAGUCAACAAGAAAUUCCACAAGCAAUUACAAAUGAAGAGCAGCAGCAGCAGCAGCAACAGCAAGCAACCGACAUCCCAGAAAACACAGCCGACAUCCCAGAAAACGGCGGAAGCUCUGAAAACGAUCAACAGAAACCUGAAACUGAAGCUGAAAAAGUCCCACAAGAAUCUGAAAUACAUAACCAGGAUGAUGACAAGACCGAACAACAGAUACAACAGCAACAACAACAGGACAGUUCAAACACGAACAACAGUGAAGAAACUGCGUCGGAGCAAAAUCAGCCACGAGAGGAACAUCGACGCAACAAAAUGCCAACUGAGAAUCAAGAAUCACAGAAAACUGAAUCCAGGGAGAACCAAGAAACACCAAAGGACUCAAAAACAACAGAAAACAAAGUGGAAGAGCCAACCACGGCAGGGUCACUUGAUACCUCGGCAAUACCCAAAGAGUCGAAGGAGUCUAAAAAGUCGUGGUCGACACAAGCCGCGCAAUCGGAGAACGAGAAAGAUCGCCGGCGGGAAGAAUCCACUAGCAACGGCAGCAUCUACGGGUACACUUGGCAGCUCUGCAACGUCACGGCAGGCACCGAUUACAUCCCCUGUUUAGACAACGAGAAAGCACUGAAGCAGCUGCGUACGACAAAGCACUUCGAGCACCGGGAGAGGCACUGCCCCGAGGAGGGACCCACCUGCCUUGUCGCACUGCCAGAGAAUUACAAAAGAUGCAUCGAAUGGCCCAAAAGCAGGGACAAGAUUUGGUACCACAAUGUGCCGCAUACAAAGCUAGCCGAAGUUAAAGGCCACCAAAACUGGGUCAAGGUCACGGGCGAGUUCUUGACUUUUCCCGGCGGUGGCACCCAGUUCAUCCACGGCGCUCUCCACUACAUAGAUUUUAUUCAACAGGCUGUACCGGAUAUUGCAUGGGGGAAGAGGACAAGAGUGGUAUUGGACGUGGGCUGUGGAGUUGCCAGCUUCGGCGGCUAUCUGUUCGAAAAGGAUGUUCUUACAAUGUCGUUUGCUCCAAAAGACGAGCAUGAAGCUCAGGUUCAAUUCGCACUUGAGCGGGGAAUUCCGGCCAUUUCUGCUGUCAUGGGCUCACAACGUCUGCCAUUUCCAAGCAUGGUUUUUGACAUUAUUCACUGUGCUCGAUGUAGAGUGCCUUGGCAUGCAGAAGGUGGGAUGCUUCUCUUAGAAUUGAACCGAGUGCUGAGGCCAGGUGGAUUUUUUGUUUGGUCUGCAACUCCCGUGUAUCAGAGCCUGGAAGAAGACGUCGAAAUUUGGAAGGAAAUGUCUGAUUUGACGAAGUCCAUGUGUUGGGAGCUAGUGACGAUUCAGAAAGACAAGCUGAAUUCCAUUGGGGCCGCCAUUUACAGGAAACCAGCCUCAAAUGAAUGCUACGAUCAAAGAAAACACAAGCGUCCUCCCAUGUGCAAAAACGACGAUGAUCCGAACGCAGCUUGGUACGUGCCAUUGCGAGCGUGCAUGCACCGUGUACCAGUUGACAAUGCAAUGAGGGGAAGCAACUGGCCACAACAAUGGCCGAAGCGAUUGAAAGCACCUCCUUACUGGCUAAACAGCUCCCAAAUGGGGAUUUAUGGAAAACCAGCUCCGCAAGAUUUCACAACUGAUUAUGAACAUUGGAAAAGAGUUGUGAAUAAAACUUACAUGAGUGGAUUAGGCAUAAAUCUGUCUAACAUCAGAAAUGUGAUGGAUAUGAGAUCUGUUUAUGGCGGGUUUGCAGCAGCGUUGAGAGACCUUAAAGUCUGGGUAAUAAAUGUGGUGAAUAUUGACUCUCCCGAUACACUUCCGGUGAUCUACGAGCGCGGUCUCUUUGGGAUUUACCAUGAUUGGUGUGAGUCGUUCAGCACAUAUCCAAGAACAUAUGAUCUACUACACGCUGAUCAUCUUUUCUCAAAGUUGAAAAAGAGGUGCAAACUGCAGCCUGUCUUGGCAGAGGUGGAUCGAAUAGUGAGGCCUGGAGGCAAAUUGAUUAUCCGAGAUGAAUCCAGCACGAUUGGAGAAGUGGAGAACCUGUUGAAGUCUCUCCGUUGGGAAGUUCACUUGACCUUCUCCAAAAAUCAGGAAGGGCUUCUGAGUGCUCAGAAAGGCGAUUGGAGACCAGAUACUUAUGCAGAGUCUUCCUGA
This is a messenger RNA of Cucurbita maxima (winter squash), 2766 nucleotides long. RefSeq names its product probable methyltransferase PMT27. Gene Ontology annotation, molecular function: methyltransferase activity. The transcript is spliced from 9 exons. Gene Ontology annotation, cellular component: cytoplasm; trans-Golgi network; endosome. NCBI's taxonomy places the organism in Eukaryota, Viridiplantae, Streptophyta, Magnoliopsida, Cucurbitales, Cucurbitaceae. The coding region runs from base 1 to 2766 and encodes 921 amino acids. The record is from RefSeq and is a predicted model, not a curated record.